AUGAGGAAGAGUCGGAGCGUGCUAGCAGUCACGCCUGAAGAGGAGAGCAGGGAGCCCCCGGUAUAUGCCGGUGCCACUCUCGGUUCUGAGCUGCGUCGCUGCUGCCGCCGCCACUCGGGGACGGCCACCUUAUCGACGCUGUCAUGGCAACACAUGGAGAGGACGCGGAGUCCCCAGGAGGACCUGAUGAGCCGCCCGACCUCGCUGCCCUUCAUCGACCCGCCACGCAUAGACAUCACACCCGUACCACCUGAUGGUUUAGAGGUGGAGAACGGUCCAUGCAGUCCUGUGGAGCUUCAGGUUUCUCCCGGUUCUGCUUUGCUCCUUCCUCACGGUCAGCGCCGAGAGUCGUUCCUGUACCGCUCCGACAGCGACUACGAACUCUCGCCCAAAUCCACCUCGCGCAACUCCUCUAUCGUGGGAGAACCACACAGUGAAGAUCUCAUCGUCACACCGUUCGCUCAGGUCCUCGCCAGUCUUCGUACAGUCAGGAGUAACUUCAGCGUUUUGACCAACGUGCCUGCACCUUCCAGCAGGAGAUCUCCAGUUAGCAUGCAGCCUCCGAUAAACAGGGCCUCGCUAUCAGAUGAGUCGUAUCAGAAGCUGGCCUUGGAGACAAUGGAGGAGCUGGACUGGUGCCUGGACCAGCUAGAGACCCUCCAGACACACCGCUCCGUCAGCGACAUGGCGUCCAACAAGUUCAAGAGGAUGCUGAACCGCGAGCUCACACACCUGUCGGAAAUGAGCCGCUCUGGGAACCAGGUCUCCGAGUUCAUCUCCAACACCUUCUUAGACAAACAGAAUGAGCUGGAGAUCCUGACGCCUCCUGCCAAGUCUCGGGAGAGGAAGAGGAAACAGCAACAGCAGCCGCUCAUGACUCAGAUCAGCGGAAUGAGGAAGGUCACGCAUGGCCCGGGCAUCUCCAGUAAUGUGGCCCGGUUUGGAGUCAAGACCGACUUGGAGGACCUGCUGGCGAAGGACUUGGAGAACAUCAACAAGUGGGGGUUGGACAUCUUCCGAAUUGCCGAUCAUUCGCAUCAACGCCCGCUCACCUGCACCAUGUACGCCAUCUUCCAGGAGAGAGAUUUAAUGAAGACCUUCAAGAUCCCAAUGGAUACCUUUGUGACGUAUAUGAUGACCCUGGAGGACCACUACCACUCAGACGUGUCUUACCACAACAGUCUGCACGCCGCCGAUGUUGCGCAGUCCACGCACAUCCUCCUGGCCACGCCUGCUCUCGAGGCGGUCUUCACGGACCUUGAGAUUCUGGCAGCCAUCUUUGCGGCAGCGAUCCAUGACGUGGAUCACCCGGGGGUCUCGAACCAGUUCCUGAUUAAUACCAACUCUGAACUGGCGCUCAUGUACAACGACGAGUCUGUUCUCGAGAACCAUCACUUGGCCGUGGGCUUCAAGCUCCUACAAGGGGAGAACUGCGACAUCUUCCAGAACCUGUCAAAGAAACAACGCCAGACCCUUCGCAGGAUGGUCAUUGACAUGGUGCUAGCAACAGAUAUGUCCAAACACAUGAGCUUGCUGGCGGAUCUAAAGACUAUGGUGGAGACCAAGAAAGUGACCAGUUCAGGAGUGCUGCUGCUGGACAACUACACGGACAGAUUACAGGUUCUGCGUAAUAUGGUCCACUGCGCCGAUCUCAGCAACCCCACCAAACCUCUGGAUAUUUACCGGCAGUGGACGGACCGCAUCAUGGACGAGUUCUUCCACCAAGGUGACCGGGAGCGAGAGCGUGGCAUGGAGAUCAGCCCCAUGUGCGACAAGCACACCGCUUCUGUUGCGAAGUCCCAGGUGGGAUUCAUCGACUACAUCGUGCACCCUCUGUGGGAGACCUGGGCGGAUCUGGUGCACCCGGAUGCCCAGGACAUCCUGGACACUCUGGAGGAGAACAGGAACUGGUACCACAGCAUGAUCCCUCAGAGUCCGUCUCCUCCGUUCUAUGAAGCCAGCGGGGACAAGUUCCAGUUCGAACUGACUUUGGAAGGUGAAGACGGGGACAAUGAUGACCACGAAGGACCUUCGGAAACGGCUGACAUGGACAUAGCGACGUGUUCCUCUCCCGCCGAGACGUAGCAGCUCACUACGUUGCGCGUUGGUUUAUUCCGUGAUCAAAUGAAGAUCAGUGAAACUUCUUUUUGACGAAGAAGCUGUUUGCAGACUUGAUUACUCCAGAGGUGCUUCUUGCAGCAUGUGAUCAGAAGCUAAGGAUUCCUUGGAGAUCAACUACAAAGUUCUUGCGUGGUUUGCGGGUUCUGGGACUGAAGCAGGGACUCAGUGGAUCCCGCAGCGUAAACGUGGCCCCAGUACGGGAUGCUAUGAAGGAGAACUACUGCCCGAUGAUCCGUAUGGAUUUACUUUAUCCGGGGUUUUUGUGUACCACGGUGUCAAAGACACACGUUUGGUUUUUAACUAGGUUGUAUUUAUCAUGAACGCAGAUAAUCAUUGAACACGAAGAAAAGAAUUUCUCAAGGUGUUUGGAUCAGUCUUAUUUGGGGAAACAAUGGUUUAUUUAACAACUCUAUAUACACCAAGUACACCUUUUUUCUUCCUAAGAGACAGUUUUCACUGUGCUAAACUUUUAGUUGUUUUAUUAUUAAUAAACAUGGUACUUUUUUUUGUAUUGUAAAUAGACACGAAUGAACCCACAACAAAAGCACUUUAACGCAGACACUGAAACCACUUUAGAGAAAACGAGUCGUGUUGCAGCCAAAAAUGAAACAGUCAACAUUUUUUUAAACUGUUACUCAGAAUCAUGUUUCAGUGCAGCUGAUUUAAGAAAAUACAAUACAAUAUUUUACAGUCAUGGCAAUAAUCAUUGACGUCAAUCCCCCUUGUUUCUCAGUAUAGUCAUGUACACUCACGCACACACACACACACAUACACACACACACGUACAGGAUGUGGUUGAAUAAAAAAGCGAUGUGUCGCACGUCCUGAAAUCGAGAUUAAAUCUCCUACAGCAGGUUGGCAUCGUGGCCACAUGCAUCACACUCAAAGCCACACAUAUAGAAAUAAAAACGCUGCUUAAUUCUUAAAGUGUUUCAUUUUUACAUAACGGUUUGUUAAAAACAGCUGUUAGUGUUAAACGGCGAACAAAAUUCGUUCCCAAAACCCACAACAAAUUUUUUUUGUUGUUAUUUGUAUUUAUUUUAUUGUUUGUUUUAUCAUUGCAAUGCAGUGAGUAGUUACCCUCGACUUCCCUGGUGGAAUGAACAUCAUUAUUUGUUACUUUGUGCUGGUGUAAUGUUGUAAUACUUUGUGAAUUAUUAUUAUUAUUAUUAUUAUUAUUUUAUUGUGUCCUUCACAUAGACACACACACACACACACACACACACACACAAAGUGACUAACCGUCCCACACUGUGAUUUCAUGGUGUAUUUGUGUCACUUGCCAAAGAAUUUAUUAAACAUGAACAUUUUUGGAAA
This is a messenger RNA of Clarias gariepinus (North African catfish), 3438 nucleotides long. RefSeq names its product phosphodiesterase 4B, cAMP-specific b (gene pde4bb). Gene Ontology annotation, molecular function: 3',5'-cyclic-AMP phosphodiesterase activity; transmembrane transporter binding. Gene Ontology annotation, biological process: signal transduction. Bases 1 to 2085 code for a protein of 694 amino acids. The transcript is spliced from 16 exons. The record is from RefSeq and is a predicted model, not a curated record. Lineage: Eukaryota; Metazoa; Chordata; Actinopteri; Siluriformes; Clariidae. Gene Ontology annotation, cellular component: cytosol; perinuclear region of cytoplasm; nucleus.